Messenger RNA from Malania oleifera, 11801 nucleotides. RefSeq names its product eukaryotic translation initiation factor 4B2-like. The record is from RefSeq and is a predicted model, not a curated record. The coding region runs from base 233 to 2035 and encodes 600 amino acids. Lineage: Eukaryota; Viridiplantae; Streptophyta; Magnoliopsida; Santalales; Ximeniaceae. Gene Ontology annotation, molecular function: mRNA binding; translation initiation factor activity. The transcript is spliced from 2 exons.
GAGAGGCGAUGUGUACAUUCGUCUAGCCUCAUUUCGCCACACAGCUACACACAACAACUGUAACCCUCUAUCUUCUCCGCAUGUUCUCGGAGCUCCGGCUCCCCUUAACGGAGCCCUAGCUCUCUUUACCCGACCACCUCAAAAUACGAACACUUCCAUUUGUUUUCCUUUUUUUCGAUUCGCUGCGUUCGGAUCUUUGCUUUGAUUUGAUUUGCUUCUGCUGCCGAAAGAAAUGUCGAAGCCUUGGGGAACAAUAGGCGCCUGGGCCGCCGAGGCCGAGGCUGCGGAGGCCGAGGAGCGCGAGGCCGCCGCCGCUGCCGCCGACGAGUCCGCUGCCGCGGCGUCCCAGAGUUUCCCUAGCCUCAAGGAAGCCGUCAGCACCAAGACUAAGAAGAAGAAGAUGACCUUGUCGGAGUUCACCACCGGCGCCUACGUCGGUCCCGGAGGUGCUGCCCGGCGCGACUCGGCAUUCGACUACAAGGGCCUCACUCCCGACGAGAUGCUGCGGCUCCCCACCGGUCCCAAGGAGCGGACCGCCGAGGAAAUGCAGUCCUCCCGGCUCGGUGGCGGGUUCUCGUCGUACGGCCGCUCCGGGGGUCCUCCGCGCAUGCGCGACGGGGAUAACGAUUCUUCGUGGGGUGGGAGCAGGAGAUCGUACGGCGGGUUUGAUGAGGAUCGUAGGGCUCCUCCUAGGGUUUCAGAUUUUGAUCAGCCGUCGAGGGCAGACGAAGUCGACAAUUGGGCGAUGGGCAAGAAAUCUCUUCCGUCUCUUACGCCCGAUUCCGGUCGGCAGAAUCGGUACGGUUCGCUUGGCGGUGGGUCUAGGGCUGACGAGGUAGAUAACUGGGCAGUUGGGAAAAGGAAUCUUCCUGUGAAAUCGAACACCUUUGGUUCAGGGUUCCGUGAUUCGGGUCCGGAACCCGAUCGAUGGACUAGGGGAGGAGGAUUGCGUGAGAUUGAGCGUGAGCGGCCGCGACUAGUAUUAGAUCCGCCGCGAGGUGAGCCCGUUGUGAAUGAACCACUGAAGACAAAUAGGCCGAGUCCAUUUGGGGCAGCGAGGCCGAGGGAAGAGGUUUUGGCCGGGAAGGGGUUAGACUGGAAGAAGCUGGACUCAGAAAUUGAGGCUAAGAAGACUAGUAGGCCAACGAGCUCGCACUCUAGCAGGCCUUCAAGUGCGCAGUCGAGCCGGUCGGAGGGGCUAGAAGGAGGGGCAAAGCCACGGCCAAAGGUUAACCCUUUUGGGGAUGCGAAGCCUCGGGAGGUUUUGCUGGAGGAGAAAGGUAAGGAUUGGCGGAAGAUCGAUUUGGAGUUGGAGCAUCGCGCUGUGGACAGGUCCGAGACUGAGGCAGAGAAGAUUUUGAAAGAGGAAAUAGAGCAACUGAAGAAGGAGAUUGCAAACAAUAAUUUGGUAAAUACAAACCAGCAAUCUCUACAAGGUUCUGGUGGAGACCAAAGCAAUAUACAUGAUAUAUUACUUUGCAAAGAAAGGGAAUUAGAACAGCUGAUUCUUGAUUUGGAUGACAAAGUUCGUUUUGGUUCAAAAACCACUGAAAGACCUGGCUCUGGAGCAGGCAGGUCUACUGGAUUUCCUGAGAGACCUCCUUCCCAGUCUGGGUCAUUUGAGGAAUCAAGAAGUAUGGAGUUCAUGGAGAGGCCACGGUCACGUGGUACAGGAGAUGUGUGGACAAGGCCUAGUGACGACAGAAGAACUUUUCUAGGUGGCAGGGAUGGAGGAUUCCUUGGCAACAGAGAAAUGGCCAGGACAGACAGGUAUAGAAGCAUCUCAAUUACACUCUUUUAUUUCUUUCCGUUUUUCUGUUCCAUGACUUUUCUUGGCAAAAUCAGAGAAUUUAACAUGCCUUUUGGGAUCAGUUUUGGUAUAUUCUGGAUAGGUAGAAACAAAAUUUUAGAAGUUCAAAUUCUUCCAAAUAUACGUGAAUAUGUAGAAAAUAUUGGAACCAAUUUAGAGCUGAAAUUCUGGAACUGUCUGCAUAACAUAAAUGUUCAGAGGUGGUUGCUUGCUGUCAACAAUUGACCACUCUCUUUGGAAGAAUGUUAUGAAAUCUUGUCGUUAUAAAAUCUUGUCACAUAACUUGGGUGGAAGAACUGGGGCUGGGUUAAUUGCAGCUGUUAAUCACUUCAUCAAAACCCCUGUGCUUAAGGAUGCGUCUCCAAUAGGUCAUGAAAAUCAUAGUUUGGUGUUUGCUAAACUGAUACCCAUGGUCAUGGAUUAAGCACGUCUUUGCACCAACUUUCUAGUUGGAGUGGAAUAUGCAACAGGUAGUGAUCCUCCUUUAGGUUUGGAUAUACUCACCGUUGGGUGUAUGUCCUUUUUCUCAGAGUUGAUUUUGGGGUGUGGUUCUGCUUGUAGUUGGUGCCAGCAAGCAACAUCUACAUAGAAAAAAAAGAAAAUUAAAUAAUUGGAUAAUGCCUUUAAAAGAUUUCGAAAUUUGUAUUAUCCUUGCAUCAUACUUUUGACUUUCCUUAAAUAAAUAUAUAUAUGAAAAGACUAAUAAAUAACAAUAAAAUCAUGCCCUACCACUCUCCCAUUUUCCUGAUUUUAUGUGCAUUGCAUGGUAUCCCUGUAUUAUUUGCUGUUUAUUAGUGUAACUGUUACUUAAAUGUGUGCACUCGUUUUUUUUUUUUUUGGGUGGGGGGAUUGGCAGGUCACAGUCAAGGGACAGAUGGUGAACCUGGUGAGACAGAGAAGGCGGAGAAGGCAUUCAUUAGAUCUCUCUUCUUUUGACAAAACCAGCACAAAAUAAUAUUUUUGUGUUCCUCACUUUUUUUGUUUUUUUUUUGAAAUUUUAAAUUGUUGAUCUCUGAUUUGGUCUGAGAAGUUGGAGCUUAGAAUUAUUGGAGGGGAUGGGGAGGGGGUGAAUUGGGAAAAACUUUUGGUGUUAAUCUUAUUGUUACAUCCCGAAAGGUUGGAACUGUGUAAAAUUGCAAUUUUUUGGGUGGUGUGUUGAGGCCAGAUAGAUGCCUUUUUAAUUGUACUUUCUUCCCCAUAUUCAUAUCUUGAACCUUAUGGCUCCCCCCACCUCCUCUCCCUUCCCCCUCAUUAGCUUUAUUCGCUUUAUUCUUAUCGCACGCUUUUGUUGAAUGUGUUAAUCCUUCAAUUAAUGUAUUGUAACAUUUGUGGAGAGUGAAAUCUUAACCCCCACCAAAAAAAUAAAAGCGUUUCUUGUUUUGGUGGCUUGUAUUCCUGUUGUUGAGGUCUGUGGAUUUACAAGGCUUGAACUUGAUAUUUUGUUGUGUAUUUUGAAUUUCAUUUGAACUUGAAGAGUGCAAUUGUUUUGAGUUUGUGUAUGGAAAUAUGAGUUGGGGCCUUUGAAUCUUGUAAGAUUAGAUCAUACUGAACGUGAUAAUAUUGUAUUCUUCUUGUUUAGGAAAUAAAAACUCAAUCAAGUUGCAUAUUAUAAAUAUUUAAAAUUUAAACUUUUAAUUAUAUUAAAAACUAGUUUUAAUUGUAUUUAAUAUAAUUAUGAAAUAUAAUGAAAAUGAGUAAUUUUGAAACAAAUUUCCUGAUUUAAAUUGAUUCUUAAAAAACAUGAAAAUAAAAAUCUUUUGGAAAAUUAUUUGGAACAAUUUUGGAAAUGUUUUAAACUUUUACCCAAGUAGAAAAAGCAAGAAGUAUAACAAAGGUAUUUUAGAACAUAAAAUUACUCUUUUUGUUCACAAAUUUCAAAUUUAUUUCUAUAUCUAUACACAAUUAUUUUAAAACACUCUUGUAAUUUUUCAUAAUAAUUCAAAAUCCUCUUAUAAUUAUAUUGGAUUUAUUUUUUUUAUAAUCAUUUUAAACUACUCUUGCAAUCAAUUAUGUUCUACCAUAUGAUAUGAUUCUUUACUAUGUUUGUCCUCCUCGCCUCAUUGAGGAAUUGGAAAGCAAUGGGCAUCUCUUUCUUGUAGAUAGGAUCAAUAAAGCCGGUAGGAUGAACAAAAAAUUCUCUACAUCCUUAAAACCCAUUUUGCCAUAUUUAGACAUAGCCAUCACAAACAGUAUAUACAUUUUAUUCUUGGUGGGCCGAUGAUAUUAUUAGAUGCAUUGUUCUGUCACUUAAUAAUGAUGAUAAUUCAUAUUUAUUUAUUUAGUUAAGGAUUAAGGUAAUGUUCUCCAAGCAUUUGCAGCCCCUCGUUGGUCAUCUCCCCUCUUUUUCAAAAUUAGUCAUUCGACAAUAUAAGAAAUAAGAAUCGUUAUUUCUAUUACUUUGUCCUAUACUCUCAUUUAAUCUUCAUCAUUUCAUAGAAUGGACCUUUGGAUCUUAUUUCAAUUUUGACUACAAGAGAUAAAAAAAACACACUAUUAAUAUAUAUACUUACCUUUAUUCAUUGAUUGAAUGCCUAAGGAUUGGCGGAUUCACCAAUAAAAUAGUAGUAAUAAAUGUUCAAUAAGUUAUGAUAAAGUUAAUUAGAGGUCAUUUGUGCAAAUGACAUUUUCUCUUCCUACUCGAAAAAUGUUGAAUCAACCUUUCUCGAUCAACCCUCUCCCAAGAUGUGAUGCAUAGUUUUCUCCAACUCCAAAUCUAACCUCCAGCCAAGCCAAAAUCAAUAUUAAAAGGAGUUUAUUCACUAGGUCAAAAUUCAUGAUUAAUUAUUACACACACACACACACACAUAUAUGUAUUGUUGAAAAUUUUGUACAAAUAUAACAAUAAAAUUAAACACAAAUCAAAAAUAAAAAGAUGAUUUAUAAUUAGUUCGAGAUACAAGUAUCCUACUCUCUUUAAAUAUAUUUAAGCCCUUUGUGAUUUUUGACUUAAUCCAUGAACUAGUCGAUACAACAACAUUCUACUUGACUUGUCAACCCUAGGAUACAACAAUUCAAUUUAAAUGAUUCUGUUCAAUUUUAAAUAUACAAUAAUGUCCAAAGCUGCAUUAAAAAAAAAUCUUUUAUUAUAUAUGUACUUAAUAAUUGAAUGUAUUUAUAAAAAAAAUAGAUAAAUUCCUAAAUUCAAGAUACACUCAUAUAAUUAAUAUUCUGAAUUUAUUAAAGACAUCAAUCAAUAAUUCAAUUCCAUGUCGUUGAUGUUUUUUUUUCAACAUAAUAUAUAAAUUAAUAAUAUUAAAAUAUUAAAAUAAACUAACUACAAAUAUAAAUAUUGGGCUUUCAGCAUCAAUGAUGUGGACCAUUCACCUGCUCUCUUUUUUCUUUUAAAAAAUUAAAUUACCCGGUGGAGAGCUUCUGAGUUUGAAUGGGGCAAGAAAUGGCCCUCGCGCUGUAUCAUUUUCAAAUUUAUGAUGAUAAUGGAAAAAGAAUCAGCCAAUUUCGAAUUUUUUUCAGAAACUGCGGGGUUCUAGGGCAAGCUUGAUCGAUUCAUUUGCAUGAAAUUGAUGAGCAAUUGCCAUCCAAGGUCUUGAACUUAUGGAGUGGGGAAGACUCAGUACCAGUAGCUUAACUAGACGGAGAUGGAAGGGUGGUUCUUGGGCUCUGAGGAAGUGUACGGAGGCAGUGGCAAUUGGGGUUUUUUUGGGCGUUUCGUUCUCAAUUUUCGUGACCUUUGGACGACGGCGGGCUCUCGGUCAAUCGAUGGGUUCCGAUUGCGAUUUCCGGGCGAUUUUCAACUUCGGCGAUUCAAAUUCCGACACCGGCAGCGAUUCAGCGGUGUUCUGUAGGGUCCCUUCUCCCAACGGCGACACCUUCUUCGGCAAACCCUCCGGCCGGUACAGCGAUGGCCGUUUGAUCAUUGACUUCAUGGGUAUGUUGUGCACUUAUUAAUAGAAGUCGAAUCCACUCGCCUCUUAUUGAGGCCACUUAAUUUAUAUUUACCUUAGAAACUUAAUUGAGUUUCCUUGAGUUGAAUUAUUUACUAAUCCAAUUUGAAUUUGAUAUUUAUUGUGAAAGUACUUUUUUUUUUUUAACAAAAAAACCCAACUUUAUUGAUUGUUUUCACUUAUGGCGGACUGUAGUUACAAAUAUGUCACAAGGGCUUUACAAAUAAUUAACAAAACCAGCCCAGGCACCAAAACCAAAUCAAGCGUAUCAGACCCCGUAUCAUUAACCAACUAAAACAAACUAAACAUGCUCAAAUGAAUUCAUGACAAAGAAACACAAACAAAAACAAAUUAUUUGCAAACUAAAGACAAAUACUGCGAAACAAAAAUCCAAGGAAAACAUAGGAGAGCCAAACUAUGACAAUUAAAGACAAAUGCUUGGAAUAUUCAUCUUAUUCAUACAAAUUAGACCUCUCAUUUUACUCGGCAUCUCAUCACCUACAAAUUAUCUCCUCCUGUUGCCUCCCUCGCCUUGACGAGCCAUUGAGCCAAGUAAUCCACGACCUGGUUAUCUUCUCUAAAUUGGUGCUUUAUAGAAAAUUGAUGGCCUUGUAGCUCCUCCUCUAACAAUUUCCAAAAGUCUCAUAAGUACCAAGAAGAGCAAAUUCCAGAUGUGAUCCAACCCACCACCAAUUUUGAGUCGCUUUCAAGUUUCAAUACAAAUAUUUUAUAUCCCAACUCUUUAUAGAACCGAACACCACUAGUAAGAGUCUGCAACUCCACUCCAUUGUUAGUACCUGACUUAAAUUUUUCAAAGAAAGCGACCUUAAUAUCAUCUGAUGAGUCACGGAAGAUACCACUACCACCACAAGAACCCAGAUUUUCUUUACAAGAGCCAUCUAUAUUUAGUUUCAACCAACCUACAGGAGGUUUUUCCCAAACUACUUUUUGAGAAGUUCUAACUUUGGAAGUUAUCGUUUUCACUUGGAACUCUUCCAAUAAAUUCUCAUCAAUAGCAGGCAAGGAACCCUUCACGCCUUUUACAAUUUUUGCGAGCCAAAACCUCACUAAUAACCAAACUGCAUUCCCUGAUUCAAUACUUAUCUUCCAUGCGGGCUUUACAAUGUCUGAGCCAUAGUCUCCAAGAAAUUAUAGUAGGUAACCAACCGAUGAACAUACCUUUGUGGGUUGACUUUUUGGUACAUCUGAACCAUCUACUAAUUUUUACCCUCCAAGGUUCAUCAUCAAAAUUUAGAAUUCUCAAGACAAACUCUGCUCUCUUCCAAACUAUACUUGCAAUGGCUCCUGUACUUAGAUCAUGAUUGAGAGAUUCCUCUUUUUUAUCCACGCAAAAGUUGCAACAUGAGACCAUAUUAACUCAUUGGAACAUGGCUUUCCACAUACACAUGGAUACUUUCUUAGGUAAUAGUUUAUGUUAGAUCCACUCUAUCCACAGGUACUACUCCCCUUUAAUUCUUAUCACCUCCCAAGACGAGGCAAUUGAAAAUUUUUCCAUUAAUGGAAAGCUUCCAAAUAAACACAUUAAGCCCCAAUAUGUACUUUAUAGACGACAGAAAAAUCUCAUCCGUUUUGGGGACCCAUACCAAAUCUUUCAGCAUAUCCAUAUCUCAAUUCUUAGACUCGCAGAAAUCUUGAAUUUUAAGCUCAGGAUGCUGGAUUGUGUAAGAACACUCCAUGGGGGGACCACUGCUCAAGCACUUAUCAAACCAAAAGGAAACUUUUUCUUUUCUAACCUUCAGAUAAACAUUCUCAUAGACCUCUAGAAAGACCUUUAAGAUUGUCUUCCAAAACCAAGAGUCCGUAGGAGUAUAAUUGAUUGAAGUCAUGUGACCUGAUUUAACGUAUUUAGCCUUAAAGAAUCGGGUCCAAAGAUUAUUUACCGUCAUCAAUCUCCAAGCAAACUUCAUGUGAAAAGAUCUUUGAACGUCAUUACGGUCCCUUACGCCAACGCCCCCUUGAUCUAGGGGUUAACAAACCUUUGACCAAACACACCAUUUCAUUUUCGCCCAACCAUUACUCUUCCCCCAAAGAUAAGAAGAGAGAAUGGAGUUAAUAUUUUUGAUCACUACCAAAGGAAUUGAGAGAACUGCUAACGUAUGUGUUGCCAUGCAUGAUAAAACAUGCCGAAUAAGGAUGAGACGACUUCCCUGAGACAGCAACCUCAUCUUCCAGCUCACCACCUUAUUUCAAAUUUUUGAGACCAAUAGAUCAAGCAUUCUAACAGUAAGGCGACUAGAAAUCAAAGGAGCCCCAAGGUACAUCGUUGGAAAAUUUCCUUUCGGAAACCUGUCAAUCUUAAAAGCCCCUUUCUUCUAAAAAUGUUGAUCUUGUUGGACAAAAAGAGAGCUAAUUUCUCCUUGUUGAAAGUAUGAGCACUAUGAUAAAGCAUACAAAGCAAAAAUUGUAAUAUAGAAACAAGCCUAUUUGUUUUUUUUUUUUAAAUCGAGUUUUUGUUAAGUUAUAUUUAUAUUAUGUAAAAAAAUUAUUUCUAUUAUUAAUUAAAAUUUUUAAUAUAGAUUUAGUUAUGAUUUUUCAUUAGUAAUAUUUUUGAAAAACUCUUCUUUAGUACUCUUCAAAUUAUAUACACUUUUCCCAUUCUAAAAAUGAGGUAUUGAUAAAAUAAAAUUUUGAAUUCAUAAACACUGUGUUGGGAGUAUGAAUUUUAUAUCUUAAACUUGGAUUUGGAUGGAUUUAAAUAAAUUUCAGUACAAUUUUAUAUUACACUUUAUUGAAAUCUAAUUCAAUUCCAAAUUCAAGACCACUCCAAACAUGAGGAAAAAAUCUUUACAAAUUUUCAUCUGUUCUAAAUAUGAAGACAUUCAAAGGAAAAAGAGCACACACAUAUGCCCAAGAUAGUACCUUAUAUGGAUUAUUUCAUAUUUUAUAAUUAAACAAAAUGCAGUUGUGUUUUGAAAAUAAUUUUUUUAAAAAAGGAUAGAGUGAUUUACAUAAUUUAACUGUGUAUAUUUUUUUAGUACUUACCAAGCCUCGGUCAAAAUCUCCACCAUUUGUCAACAAAAAAUAUUAUCAUUUUAGGAUACUAAGAAUUCUUAUGAGUUUGGUGCGUUUUGUGCGAAACCUGGAAUAAUCCUUUUAAACUCAAGCCACGCCUUAACAAAUAAAGUUCUUUUUAAGAAUUCUGAGUUGAGUUUGGAUUCAGUUAAUCAAAUGCAGGUCAAGUUUGAAGUUUGAUAUUCAAAUUUUUUAGUUGAAUUCAGUUCUUAGCAUCUCACUCUCUCUGGUGUUGGUCUUGGUUGCCUUUUGUUCUGGGAGGUACUCAUUUUGCUUGGCAAUUUGUGUAGCUGAGGAGUUGGGAUUACCACAUUUGAGUUCAUAUCUUGACUCCAUUGGAACAAAUUUCCAACAUGGAGCAAACUUUGCAGCAAGUGGAUCUACGAUUCAGCCGGCAAAUGGCAAACUAUUUGACUAUGGUUUUAACCCCAUCUCGCUUAACAUACAGCUCUUGCAGUUCAUACAGUUCAAGGAGCGCACUCAUGAGCUAUACAACCGAGGUUAGAUUAGAAACAUUCCUUCCAAGCGCCCAAAAGAAAUCAUUCUGGCAGAACAGAUUUUUAAAAGUAAUGUGAUCUUUCUUUUCUAAUUUGCAAAAGAGAAGUUUUCUGAUGGGUUCGAUUCAUUUGGGUUUUCCGCAGAAAUCUCCCAAACCAAAAGCAGCACAUUCCCAAGACCAGAGGACUUCUCAAAGGCCCUCUACACCAUGGAUGCUGGACAGAACGAUCUCCAUGCUGGGUUUCUGUCAAUGGCUGAGGACGAAAUGAAGGCCUCAAUUCCUCUCUUGAUCAAUCAGUCGGCUCUGGCACUGCAGGUAGCUACAACCUCCUCUCUUCCUAAUGUUAUGUAAACAACCUUGUACCCUCAGUUCGUUUGUACUCCUCCCAACUAUGACAUAUGCAUGCAAUUGCCUAAGGAGUCCUCUUACACUCUGUGAUGUGAAUAUGGCAAGGGGUUAGGCACUAACAUUAAUCAAAUUGAAAAGAAAGAGAACAAAAUAAAAAUGAAAAGAAUACAACACGUUUGUGAUUCUGCAGUGUGCCUACUUUCAGGGAACCCAACUCGUAGAUGUAUGUUUAUAUGUUAGCCUUAUGUGAAAACUCCAAAGUACACAAAAUAUCUGCAUUCUCAGGGCCUUUUGGGCUACUCACCCUCCACACAAACCCUCCUACUUAUUUAUGAACUUCAAAUGCAUCAUUGUACCACAAAUUUUUUUUUUUCUUUUUGAGCAUGAGUUACAACUCAUCACUAUAUUUGUACUUCUUGUUCAAGUUUAUACUUUUAACUGCUUCUUUUUUCUUUUUCUUUUUUGGCUUUUGAUCCUUGUUGGUGGUUCAGCAACUCUACGAACAUGGAGCAAGAACAUUUUGGGUACAAAAUACCGGUCCCAUUGGCUGCUUGCCUUACUGCAUUGUAAAUGAUCCUCCAAAGCCAGACAAUAUGGACCAAAGUGGAUGCAUCAAGUCCUACAAUGAGGUGGCUCAGGAGUUCAACAGGCAACUCAAGGAGAGGGUGUUCCAACUGAGGACCAAACUACAAGAUGCGGUGAUUACUUAUGUCGACAUCUUCUCGGCUAAAUAUUCUCUGAUUUCCAAUGCAAAGAAAUAUGGUAAGUUUUGCAUCCACCACUUGUCAUCUUGUUUAAGGUGCGCACGAAAGGUUAAGGAAUGCAUUUGAAAGGCAAUUGUUUUUCAGAGCUUUCUGAAGUGGAUUCCUUCUGUUAUUGACUGCAUUUGCUUUUCUCUGGUCUCAUUCAGUGUUUCAGGCAUAUGGGAUUUGAGUAAGUGGCAUAGGUUUCAGUAGUAUGAUUAUGGAUGUAUGAUUAUAUCUUCAUUUUGGCUCCAUUUGGAACAUUAGAAAAUACAAAGGAAAUGAAAGAAGAAUAAAAAGGAGACUACUUUGUUUUUUGUUUGAUUGUAUAUAUAGUAAAUCAAUGAUGUCGGUCACUUUCAACUCUUCUUACUUUUUAGUCAUAUUUGAAUACGUUUGCAUUCUUCAUACAAUUGAGAUGGAGACAAAAUACAGUGAAAAAGUUAUUUCCUCAUUAUUUUCUGCUUUCCUUCUCUCUUGCAAAACAUUGACCUAAAUGGAGCACUGGAAUACCUCUGUGAGGGUUAGAUGCAAUGCAAAAUGUGGUAGACUAAUUCAAUAUUCAGGAUGUUAUCUUCAUUUAGAAUCUCUGUCUGAUGUGUUUUUACUCUCUCUCUCUCUCUCUCAGGUUUUGUUGAUCCUCUUGGGUACUGUUGUGGGCACCAUGGGGACUACAACGUGGACUGUGGGAAGAAGACAAUGGUUAAUGGCAGUGAGGUUUAUGGGGCUGGUUGCAGUAAUCCUGGGGAAUACAUAAGCUGGGAUGGCGUUCACUACACUGAGGCUGCAAACCGCUGGGUAGCCAACCUCAUCGUGAAUGGGUCACUCUCUGAUCCUCCUGUUUCCAUCUCUAGAGCAUGUCAAAUCUCUGUUCAUACACACUCAUGACCUCAAAAAGAUCAACUCAAAAGACAAGAAUUCUUCUUUUGUGUUAGUAACUAACUAUUGUGUCAUCUAAUUUUGGUUGGCAUUCACUGAUCAAGUAGUUAUUUUUUCCCCUAAUCAACUCUGUUUAAAUUUAUUUUGCGCCUUUAAGACGGACAGUAUUUCUGAUCCUUCGAACGACUACACCAGGGGAAGGGUACCAGUCGGUAAUAGCUGAAGGCAGAAAACACUUUUAUGGAGCAAGGGCGAGAAGGAAGAGAAGAAGAAUGAGUGGUUGCCUAAAUGAAGAACUAACUGGUGGCGGACAUUUCAGAGUGCGGUCUUGUCUUGGAGUUCAAGACAUGGCCAAAACUAGUGUGGUUUUAGGAAGAAUCACGUCUUUGUGAAGGAAGAGAAAUUGAUGGAGAUCCUCCACUAUUAUAAUAUUAUAAUGUAUCAACAAAAAUAACCCUCCUCCACUAUACACAAUUACGAAUCAUUUAGGGGAUUUUUCCCUUUUUGGUAAUUGUUACAAACUUAAACACUGCUAUGUCACAUUCUGAAAACUUAGGAAAUAUUUUUGAAUUCUGUGCUUACCAAAA